Messenger RNA from Oncorhynchus gorbuscha (pink salmon), 2012 nucleotides. RefSeq names its product vacuole membrane protein 1-like. Gene Ontology annotation, cellular component: endoplasmic reticulum; endomembrane system; membrane. The transcript has 13 exons. Gene Ontology annotation, biological process: autophagy; Golgi organization. The record is from RefSeq and is a predicted model, not a curated record. The coding region runs from base 110 to 1336 and encodes 408 amino acids. NCBI's taxonomy places the organism in Eukaryota, Metazoa, Chordata, Actinopteri, Salmoniformes, Salmonidae.
CCACACGAGCCACUGCCUGUUCACCCCGCUAUCAUCCAGAAGGCGAGGAAAUGUUUUGCCCGGAAGUGAUUGCCACGGCUUCAGGAAGAAGACGCUCUGGGUGAAUGAGAUGGCGACGAAUGAGGCAAGCUGUGAACAACCACAGAAGCGAGGAAUCAAAGACAAACCGAAUGGAUAUUUUGCAGACUCUGUGGUCAGUGAGAGGAGGCAGAAAGAUAGGGAGGAGCGUCUCGCUCUGGUGCUGUGGCGGCGGCCUAUCAUCACACUACACUACUUCCUCCAGGAAACCUUCAUCACACUAAAGGAGUGGACAUUAAAGUUAUGGCGACGAAGGGGGACAGUGUUCUUGUUCCUGGUGUUGUGUUCACUCUUCUCCCUUGCCUACUCCACUGAGGGAGCACACCAGAAGUAUGUGCAGUACCUGGAGAAGAGGUUCCUGUGGUGUGCCUACUGGGUAGGUUUGGGCAUCUUGUCCUCAGUAGGCCUUGGGACUGGCCUGCAUACCUUCCUACUAUACCUGGGUCCACACAUAGCAUCAGUCACCCUGGCUGCGUACGAGUGUGGUUCUACAGACUUCCCCGAGCCCCCCUACCCAGACCAGAUCAUCUGCCCAGAGGCAGGAGGAAUGGAGGGCAGCAUCUCACUCUGGUCCAUCAUCUCAAAGGUCCGGCUGGAGGCCUGUAUGUGGGGUGCAGGCACAGCCAUUGGGGAGUUGCCGCCCUACUUCAUGGCUCGAGCAGCCAGGCUAUCUGGAGCAGACCCAGAUGACGAAGACUAUGAGGAGUUUGAGGAGAUGCUGGGGCAGGCAGAGACUGCUCAGGAUUUUGUUACUCGAGCAAAACUGGGAGUGCAGAACAUGGUGCAGAAAGUGGGUUUCUUUGGGAUUCUAGCCUGUGCCUCGAUCCCUAAUCCUCUGUUUGACCUUGCUGGUAUAACAUGUGGACACUUCCUGGUACCAUUUUGGACCUUCUUUGGAGCGACUCUUAUUGGGAAAGCCAUCAUCAAGAUGCACAUACAAAAACUGUUUGUUAUCAUAACGUUCAGCAAGCACAUAGUGGAACAGAUGGUGUCUCUGAUCGGGUCUCUGCCGAGGGUAGGUCCCUCCAUACAGAAGCCCUUCAGUGAGUACCUGGAGGCGCAGAGGAGUAAACUCCACCACCACACCGGAGAAGGCACCCCGGCGAGUGAGAACUGGCUGUCGUGGGUCUUUGAGAAGGUGGUUCUGGUCAUGGUCUGUUACUUUAUCUUCUCUAUCAUCAACUCCAUGGCUCAGAGCUACGCCAAGCGACGACAACGGAGUCAGCAGCAGCGAUACUCUGAGGAGAAAACCAAGUGACGAGACUCUUGAGUCCCUCAGCUCUGAUCACAAACUAACCUCGCCCUCUUCCAUUCUUAAGAGGCUGAACUGACACUUUUGUGUUUGCUUACGGAUGUAUGUGCUGUUUGUUUGUCCCUCUUAUGGUUUUGUAGUUUCCCCUCAUUUGUGUAACUUGUGAUUUUAAUAAUAUAAUGAUAGGAUAUGAGCAGUGAAGCAGCAGUUGGAUGUCAACUUUUUGCUGGCAGCUAUACCAGCUGUGAUGCCUUAUGCAAGGUGGAGGGUCCUACUUCCAUUGAACACAGUUCUUAAUCACGACUUGAUUUGUACAUUUUUCACUGUAUGGAUGGACUCUAUGCUGAUAUGAUGCUAAGGAUGUUUUCAGGGUUACAUUUUUCUUGCGUUUUUGUCCUGUUGAUCAGAAAUAGGCCAUCUGUCAUUUGCGUUUCUUGGAUUUGUUUGAAAUUCAAGUUUGCAAUUGGAAAUAGCAAUAUCAAGUCGUUUCAACAUGUUAUUGAUAGUUUGCACAUCCUGGAAAUAUUCUUUGGGCGGUAUGUACGCACAUGCAUUUAGAAUAAUCUGGACAAACUAACUUGAACCAAAACAGAACUUACAUUACACUCAGCUAACUUGGUGUUAUUUUUAUUCUGUACAUUUACUGAGUCUUUGAUCAGAAUAUAUAAAAUGCCUAAAUCAU